AUGUCGUGGCGCAACCAGGGCAUCACCGGUUCUAAUAACAUACCUCUAGGUACUCGCCGUCGUUUCGGUGGAGGCGACGAUGAUGGCGGCUACAACCCAUCAGCGCCCGCCGAAGGCUUGUCUGAGUUGAAGCGCGGCCGCAGUCCUGAGCGCAACUCUGCCGACGGUCCGCGACAGCGCAAGAAGCGCAACCGAUGGGGUGACGCGAGCGAGAACAAGGCUGCUGGCUUGAUGGGCUUACCGACUGCCAUCUAUGCCGCCAUGACUACUGAGCAGCUUGACGCGUAUACGCUGCAUCUGCGCAUUGAGGAGAUUACCCAGAAGCUCAAGAUCAACGACGUGGUCCCAGCCGAUGGUGACAGGUCCCCAUCGCCGCCUCCCCAGUACGACAACUUCGGUCGCCGUGUCAACACUCGCGAGUUCCGCUACCGCAAGCGCCUCGAAGACGAGCGCCACAAGCUCGUUGAGAAGGCGAUGAAGACGCUUCCUAACUACCACCCACCUGCCGAUUACAGGCGGCCUACUAAGACACAGGAGAAAGUCUACGUUCCGGUCAAUGACUACCCGGAGAUUAACUUCAUUGGUCUACUCAUUGGCCCCCGUGGAAACACCCUCAAGAAGAUGGAGACCGAAUCCCAGGCAAAGAUUGCGAUCCGUGGCAAAGGCUCCGUUAAGGAGGGUAAAGGCCGUUCUGACGCAGCUCAUACCAGCAACCAGGAGGAGGAUCUUCACUGCUUGAUCAUGGCCGACACCGAGGAGAAGGUCAACAAGGCGAAGAAGCUUAUCCACAACGUCAUCGAGACUGCUGCUUCCAUCCCCGAAGGCCAGAACGAACUCAAGCGCAACCAACUUCGUGAACUUGCCGCCCUCAACGGUACCCUCCGCGACGACGAGAACCAAGCCUGCCAGAACUGCGGUGAGAUUGGUCAUCGCAAGUACGACUGCCCGCAGAAACAGAACUUCACGGCCAGCAUCAUCUGCCGCGUCUGUGGUCAAGCUGGUCACAUGGCUCGCGAUUGUCCCGACCGCAAAGUUGGACAGCCCUGGCGCAACGACAACCGUUUCCCCGACCGCGGUCAGCCAGCUCGUAUCGCUGCUCCGGAGAACGAGCUCGACGCUUUCAUGGCCGAGAUGGGAGGUGCUCCUGGACAGCCUCGUGCGGCGAUCGAGUACAACGGCAACGGUGCUGCUGGUGGAGACAGCUACGGUGGAGGCGAGCGUGCCGUCAAGCCCUGGGAGCGUGGUCCUACUGGUGGCUCUGCACCCUGGGCGCGCAACGAUGGUGAUGACCGUGGUCGCGGCGACAGCAACUCUGCUGCUCCUCCCCCCUGGGCUGGUGGUGGCGGCCGUGGUGGUCAGUCUUACGACCAAGGCUACGGUGCUGGCAACGGUGCGGCUCCUUGGGCUUCUGCUACUCCCACUGCGCCUGCGGGUGCUGGUUACGGAUACGGUGGUUAUGGUUACGACCAGAACGCUGGCAUGGGCGCUCCUGGUGCAUACGGUGCCCCUGGCUAUGGCGCUCCUCCUCCUCCCUCUGGUCCUCCUCCUGGACUGGGUCCUCUCUUCCAGAGCUAUGGUGGUGCUGGCAGCCCUCCUCCGCCUCCCCCGCCGCCGUCUGGAUCUGUGCCUCCACCUCCUCCUCCGGGCGAGGCGCCUCCUCCUCCCCCACCUAGCGACGCUCCCCCACCACCGCCACCACCUCCGGCUUAG
Molecule: messenger RNA, 1710 nt
Organism: Alternaria hordeiaustralica
Lineage: Eukaryota; Fungi; Ascomycota; Dothideomycetes; Pleosporales; Pleosporaceae
Gene: BBP1
Product: Branchpoint-bridging protein
Exons: 5
Coding region: 1-1710 (569 amino acids)
Biological process (GO): regulation of mRNA splicing, via spliceosome
Cellular component (GO): nucleus
Molecular function (GO): zinc ion binding; mRNA binding
Source: RefSeq, a predicted model, not a curated record